Folsomia candida is the source of this 3461-nucleotide messenger RNA. RefSeq lists its product as uncharacterized. Gene Ontology annotation, cellular component: plasma membrane. Lineage: Eukaryota; Metazoa; Arthropoda; Collembola; Entomobryomorpha; Isotomidae. The coding region runs from base 387 to 3281 and encodes 964 amino acids. The transcript is spliced from 17 exons. The record is from RefSeq and is a predicted model, not a curated record.
GACCUUCGCUCAGCUCGCUCCUCCUCUGCCAGACUUUCUCCAUAAAUUGCUAUCAGCAAUGUGGCUUCCGUGAGUGAGCGCAGGUGGUGAUUCACCGAUCGGUCAUUGUCCACCAACUUACCGGACAAGUCGGAAAAAUUUGCAAGGUUGAUAACGUAUAACACGCUGAAGGAACAAGCAAGUUUAGUGUUCUCAUCCACUUUGAGACACUGUAUGCACGUCAAAGGUGCGGUAGAUUUUUGGUCCGUUUUGUGAUUUAUAUUCGCAUCGGGGUACCCAACUAGAUCAUCGUAUAAUAAAAAAGGCACAAAUUAGUUGACACCUUUACGCAAGCAACCAAUGAGUCAUAAAAGAAAAGGAAACAAAUAAAAAUCACACCGACGACGAUGAUGUUACGAUGCGUAUUGACAACGGCAAUCUUGAUGUUGACGAUGACCAUCAUCACUCAUCCAGCCGGGGGUUGGUCACAAGAUCAAGUUUCCUGGACGCCAAUAUAUGUGGAUACCGCAAAUCGCCUUGAUCUCUGGACCACGAGCUCGACAGGGUGUGCAUGCCCGGACGGGAGGUCAAACGAUUGUGCCUGUUGUGUUCAACCCGGUGGCUGUCUUUGUUCUUUCAACUCAAACAAAUGUGCUCAGUGUGGUUUAGAAGACGCCUGUCAACGCUUUUGUAACGUUUCUAUUUCUUCACGAUCUGUUGCGGCUCGUUCGGGAUUGUCUUGGGUGCAAAUAAAAUCUCCCGAACUGGAGGGAUUGACUUCAUGCUGGUGGAGACUGCACAGUGCUCCAGGACAAAGGAUAGAAGUUCAGAUUCACCGUAUGGUUUCCAUCGGCCACUUUAAUAAUAAUACGCUUACAUGCCUUGGAGGUUGGUUACAAUUUUCAAACGGGGAAAUAUAUUCUCCUACGAGACAAGCAAUACAAAUGUGUGCUCAAAAUUCGAGAUUCUCUCCUCCUGUCGUUUUCUUUGGGGAUCAGGGCACAGCCACUUUAUUAGUGAGAACUGAAUCUAAGACGACGAGGUCUUCGCUGUUGGCAUAUGUCAGUUUCUCGUCGGCUGAUGACUUGGUGCUUGGGUUUGCAAGAAAGGGUGGUCGACUUCGUCCUCAUUCAGCUUGCGAUUGGACUUACGACAACUGCUUCAAUAGCGAGUGUGUCGUAGCGUCGCCAGGAUAUCCAGGUCUAUUUCCUCCACAUCGUAAAUGCCGAUUUUUCCUCAAUGCAAAUUUUACCACGGAUAAAAUACAAAUCCACUUUACUGCCAUAAGCUUCCCACCUAAACCCCUAUGUUCAACCCAUCAUGUGGCAAUUUGGAAAAGAAACGUGUCCAGUUGGGGAAGUCCAUGGAAAACUUUGUGUCAGGAGACCGACAAAAUAUCUUUGGAGAUUGAUGGUGGUUCCGCUGUUAUCGAAUUUCGAUCAGGCGCUACAGUUUCCCCUUAUCUCUACACCGGCUUCCGAGCUACCGUUCAAUUCAUCCACACUGGUGCCCUCGUCCCAACCACGGAACCAUCUCAUUCCCUCGUUCAGAACCCAAAAUCUGAAACUGGUCGAGUUGCAUCGCCUGGAGGCAAAGCACGGAGACCACUAUCACAGCAUCAAGGUCAUCCCGCAGUUUCAAGAAAGACGGUUCACCUACCAAUAACUCCAAGUAGUAAUAAUUAUGGCGACGACGAUGACGACGAAGAGGAUGACGACGAUGAUGAUGACGAAGAUGAAGAAUAUUCAGGCCCCGUCAUGGGUUCCCCAAGAGCACCUUAUGAUGCCAACGGUGUUCAUCAAAUAACUUGUGGCCACACUUUCGACGGAAGCUCCACGCGAGGAACUGUUUUCCGUCUUUUGAUCCCAAAAGACUUGAGACAAAGCUUUGUCCAUCAAACUUUACCAUCAGAACUUCACGCUUCUCACACUGUGCCCAACAAGCCCUCCCUUGCCGGAUUUGUCAAAUGUCAAUUGGAAUUUAGAGGAAAGGUUGCAGAUGUUGUGCAGCUCGCAAUAUUCAACUACAGGCUCAGAGGAUCAAGCUGCUCGUCAUAUAUGGAAGUGUAUGAUAUGGCGGAAGUUGUAGAAGAAGUGACGAAUCAGACGGACCACCACCGUCUUCUGGGAGACAAAUUAUGUGGCCCAUCUGGAAACGAAGUGAAGCGAUUUACAUCGUCACACAGUCGAAUGGCUCUAGUCACCUUAGUUCUUCCUUUUGAGGACACAGUUGCAGCAGAAUAUAUUGAUGGUGCUUUCCGGUUUCAUGACGAAUCCAUCGAAGGGACUGUGAAGCCAAUGACAAAGUCUAGCUGUGAGGUGGUUUAUUACGGCGUCACCACAAGUCCGCCCACCGGUUCAAUUUUAGGCCCCCCUCAUUCCCCACUUUUUCGCUUAUCCACAUUUCCCUUGGUUUGUACCUAUUCAUUCCUUCCUGGAGGAAACCAGACUGUGUCGCUCACUCUCACGAGGGCCGGACAGGAAACAUCGUCGGCUGCCAUUCCUGGGUCCAAAGUGUAUUGUCGCAGCUUCUGUGGAACGUCUGGAUGUCUUUGUGACUCUAAAUAUGCAGCUUUGACGAAAAUCGACCAUCUUUUAAUUUUGGCAGGAUCUACACCCAUAAGCUGUCUUUGUGGCUAUAUUAGCGAAGACGCCCUGCCAAUGACGUUUGAAUCUCAGAGUGCCAUCACCCUUGUCUAUCAUGCGACGCAAGUAGGGACCGAUUUCAGCUAUGCGGCCUCUUUCACAUUUAGAAGGAAAAUCCUUUGCGCCAAUUUUUCCAUCUCACCUCCAUCCGGUUCGAAACGCUGGAGGGAAGCCUUGGGCCCGGGUGUCACAUCAUUCUUCCAGCCUUCUAGGGAAUUUCAGCAAUACACGUACUUUCACUGCACCUGGGUCGUCACAAUUCCUCAACGAUAUAAUCUCACUAUUGACUUUGUCUCUGAAGAAAACGAAAAAGACUGCAAUGUAUGGAAUCUGACUCUCUGGGCCGGAAACGAGGAAUCUGCCAAGGAAGACUAUAGAAAUGUAAUCGGGAUGUUUUGUCCACGGUCCGGAAGACAGGAAGUUAAAGUUCCUGAAGACAUGAUGGAGGCUCAUAUUAGAUUAGUUGGAGUCAGCUUAAGGCCUCCACAGUUCGAAAUUAGGUGGAAAUAUACAGAUAUUUUAUUGCCUGAUUUAAACGAAAACACAAGUUCCAAAGGAAAUCAUAUACAAAACUUUAAGCCAAGUGAUAUUCUUGUACUUUUAAAUGUGGUUCUCAUAAUAUGUUCAAGCAUAGUUUCAUUUUGUAUAGUUUCUUGAUCAUUUCAAUAAAGGGAUAACAUAGUACACACACUUUGAACUGUAAAGUUAGAGCUUAUCUGCAAGUGUCGGAUGAGUACAUAAAUUAGAUGGCUAAUUAAGACCCAAAUCAAUAUUGAUGGUAAUAUCUGACUACAAUGCUGAAAAUAAUAAAGAAUCCAAAGUACAUAUAACCGAUAA